Eremomyces bilateralis CBS 781.70 is the source of this 1158-nucleotide messenger RNA. RefSeq lists its product as uncharacterized. Bases 293 to 766 code for a protein of 157 amino acids. The record is from RefSeq and is a predicted model, not a curated record. The transcript has a single exon. Lineage: Eukaryota; Fungi; Ascomycota; Dothideomycetes; Eremomycetales; Eremomycetaceae.
CGCAGGUGAGCCAAAGUAAGGAUUUUCAUGCACCGCAAGACAGUAUCAUACCGCCGAAUUAUGAAUUAAUGACUCGGAUAGCGGAGAUUGGCACUAUGAUGCUCGAUAUUACAAAGGACCCCUCUCGAACGAGAUGAGGCAGGAUGCUUUAUAUCACCUUAUAAGGUCGUACUUGGACUUCUUCGCACAAAAUACCCUCGAGACAUGGCUGGCACAUGGUACGCUGUUGGGUUGGUGGUGGAACAAAAAGGUCCGCGAACGCGAUACAAGCCCGUAAUGCGCCGCCAGUGACAUGACUGACGUGGACCAGAUGCUUCCUUGGGAUACGGACAUCGACACACAAGUAUCUGUACAGACACUGGAACGUCUCGGCUCGGAGUAUAAUCAGACCUUGCAUCGGUACGACGACUCGGUCUCGACGUCACGGUGGAUGCGGAGGGCCGUUCAACGGGACUAUUUCCUCGACGUGAACAGCUGGAUCGGGGAACGGACAUAUGGAGACGGCCAGAACGUCAUCGACGCGAGGUGGAUCGACGUCCGCAACGGCCUCUUCAUCGACAUCACCGGCCUGACUGAAACCGCGCCGGAGCGGAACCCUGGUAUGGUGCAAUGCAAGAACAACCAUUUCUAUCGGGUCGAGGAUCUGUUUCCGUUGACGGAGACCACAUUCGAAGGCGUGACGGCGCUGGUACCGAACAACUCGGCUCGCGCUUUGACGGAGGAGUAUGGAGAGCAAAGCUUGGUCUUGGAGCAGUUCAACGGGUGAGUGGUUCCGGAGUGAGGGUACACGAUGGGGUCGAUCUGACGAACUUGCAGCCAUAUCUGGAAUGCGACUCUCCAGGAGUGGGUAUUGCCCGGGACCGGGAGCAGCGGACCUCCGCACUUCUCCCAAUUUGGGUCAUUAGCGGCGUUAACAGCGGCUUUGGAUAAGGCACGAAAUGGCACAUGAUUGGAAUAGUGCGCAUGGAUAGGAUACCUGUGAUCUCGGUGAUUAUGAUGUGGAGGGUAGGCGAAUGGGAUCGUGUUUAGGAGCGAGUAGAGGAUCUGACAACGGUUAAUACUACGGGACGAUAAAUGGAUGGAUUUAUGAAUGCAUCAUGAUCUAAUAGACCAGAUAACCAGAUACCAGUCGAUUUGGUGAUGGCUGUUUUCAUGUUU